Molecule: messenger RNA, 762 nt
Organism: Suillus paluster
Lineage: Eukaryota; Fungi; Basidiomycota; Agaricomycetes; Boletales; Suillaceae
Exons: 7
Coding region: 1-762 (253 amino acids)
Source: RefSeq, a predicted model, not a curated record
AUGACUAUUGUGCUGGGAUGCCUCAAAAUUGUGCGAACUCCGGAAGAGGUUAGAUUCUGGUAUGAUGACUGGUGGAGGAAACUGAUCAAGUUGCUGGUGACUUUUUGGAUGGCGAGAUUGUCGACUUGGCCUCAGACUGGCUGGGCAACACGGAUUGUCAACCAGAAGAUCAAGUUUGAAGCAUCCCGUCAAAUCGUCCAGGCAUUGUUCUCGUCUCCCGGGGACCAUGUUCUUACUGACGUGUUGGGCAACCAAGUGAAUGGUGUGGCGGUUGUGCACAAGAUCUUGACUAGCCCAUUCAUCGACCCUAUUGACAAGCCAACUUAUAUCAAAGCCACUAAGCGGGUUUUAAUCAAGCUCCCAUCUAUUGCUCUCGCCGAUCUCAACAAUCUCAAGCUGACCAGCGCUCGUGACGAAGCGAGAUGGCAAUAUGUAUUCAGCCCAGAGGCGAAGGCGAAACAACAAGGAAGGAUCUCUACUUGCUCAAAUGAAGCUUCCUCAACACCCCUUUCACCCAUUUCUUCACCCACCCUUUGCCCACUGCUCCCUCAACUCCCUCGACGUUUCUUCUCACCCCCGUUUGCGAUGAUCUUCAGCUUCGCAAAACUGCAUUCCUUAUCUCUGCUUGCUCCGCCUGGAUCCUGCGAGCGUGAUCCAAGCUACAGUACAACUAAAUCGGAUUCUAGCGUGUGUUGUAGACAGACGUUAGCGCUGCCUAAUUCGGAACCCAGGCCUUGGGCCUUUGCUAUUAUUAUCACUUAA